AUUCUUGAUUACGUGAGCUUGAUUAGUGCGCGUAUAACAGCUACUACAGCUCGUUCUGCAUUGCACCUACCAACCACGUUGUCUCCCGUUGCAUUUGCAUGCGGCCAUGGCGAUGAAGGCGCCGGCGUCGUCCAACUCCUACCUCCUCCUCGCCCCGCUCGCGCUGCUCCUCCUCGCCGCCGUCGUCUUCCUGCUCCCUUCUCUCAACGGCGCCCGCGUCGGCUCCGAUGGCGGCCUCGGCGUCCUCUGCGCCCGCCGCAGCGCUGGCGCCGAGGACUACACCGUCGCGGCGCCGGCGGCGCCGAAGGAGGAGGAGAAGCCCGAGCUGAGCCUGCUCGUCGGCGUCCUGACGAUGCCGAAGCGGUACGAGCGCCGCGACAUCGUGCGGCUGGCGUACGCGCUGCAGCCGGCGGCGGCGCGGGCGCGGGUGGACGUCCGCUUCGUGUUCUGCCGCGUGGCCGACCCGGUGGACGCGCAGCUGGUGGCGCUGGAGGCCGCGCGCCACGGCGACGUCGUGGUGCUCGGCGGCUGCGAGGAGAACAUGAACCACGGCAAGACGCACGCGUACCUCUCCUCCGUGCCGCGCCUGUUCGCGUCGUCCCCCUACGACUACGUCAUGAAGACCGACGACGACACGUACCUCCGCGUGGCGGCGCUCGCCGACGAGCUCCGCGGCAAGCCCCGCGACGACGUCUACCUCGGCUACGGCUACGCCAUGGGCGGCCAGCCGAUGCCGUUCAUGCACGGCAUGGGGUACGUCGUGUCGUGGGACGUCGCGACGUGGGUGUCCACGGCGGAGGAGAUCCUCGCGCGCAACGACACGGAGGGGCCCGAGGACCUCAUGGUCGGGAAGUGGCUCAACCUCGCCGGACGCGGCCGGAAUCGCUACGACCUCAAGCCGCGGAUGUACGACCUCAGCUGGGACAUGGACAACUUCCGGCCGGACACCGUCGCCGUGCACAUGCUCAAGGACAACCGCCGGUGGGCGGCGGCGUUCAGCUACUUCAACGUCACCGCCGGGAUCAACCUGCACCACCUCUCACCAUGAUCGAUCGAUCGAUCGAUCACCUCUUCGAUGAUCCAUAAUUGUUGUUUGUUAAUUUCUUCCCCGUUUGAUUAAUUCUAAUUAACUAAUCGUUCGACACAUUCUUUAACGGGUUUAAUUCGAUUCGUGCAUUGGUUGUGCGGUGCACGAACACGGAUGCGCGAGCUGUGCCUCGGUUUGACUCGCUCAAAUUCGAUUUCGGCUGCUCGAUUUCUUGGUGAUCAUCGGGUUGAUCCUGUUCGAUCGAUUCGUCAUUGAUCGCCUCGUGACAACGAUAGGUGUGGUUGUAAUUGGCGGAUUGAUGAGAAACAGCACGGUGUGUCCGCGUGUGGAGGAAAUGAAAGCAUUCAAGAUGGGGGGGUCGCCGGCUGAUGGAUAUGAUAACUCAAAGUUUGUAUCCAUCUUCUUCAUACGAUUAGGGUUGAUGCAAGUGGUCCGCAGGGUGAAGCUGUAGUAGACUUGUAGCCUCCAAAGUGGAAUGUGCUUGCUCUGCUUGUUAUUAGCUCUGUAAUUUGCUUGUACUCCUCUUGCAAAACGUAAUUUGUCAAGGCUGUAUAUUUCAGAUAGCUUUGCCAUAUCAAUUUUGGGGAUUUCCUAUGUUGUUUUUGGUGGUCUCACUCAAAAGAAAAGUGCAUAACAAUAGUGCAAGAUGUACUUAACCUUGACUGGAGCAAUGUCCGUUGCAUUCUCAAGCAUUAAACCUGUAUAUCACAACCUACGAUCUUAUUAUACAUUCGGUAGUUUGGCUCC
Oryza sativa Japonica Group (Japanese rice) is the source of this 1795-nucleotide messenger RNA. Its product is annotated as beta-1,3-galactosyltransferase pvg3. The record is from RefSeq and is a predicted model, not a curated record. Gene Ontology annotation, cellular component: Golgi membrane. Lineage: Eukaryota; Viridiplantae; Streptophyta; Magnoliopsida; Poales; Poaceae. Gene Ontology annotation, molecular function: hexosyltransferase activity.